AACUGAUAAUAAAUAGUUCUUGCGACUGCGUGAUGUUUUGCGUCCCGCAAUCACCAAUUGGAAGAACUUGAACAAAAAAACAUCUCUCUCUCUCUCUUGAUUAACGUUAAUCUGACAUCUCUCGUGUUUCUGCUCUGCAACUAAUUCGCUAUCGAAAGUGAUUUCAGUCUGCGAUAUUGUACAGGCAGAGGUGAUUCAAAACUGCAGUCUCUCUUUCUCGGCGUGUACACUGUUGGCCAAAUCAGCAUGGAUUCUAAUGGUUUCAUUGAUGAGAAGGCUGAAAGUAAACUGUAUGUUGGUAAUCUUGACUUGAGAAUAACAGAGGCUGCAUUGAUUAAGAUGUUUUCUCCAUAUGGCAAGAUUGUAUCUGAGGACUUCUUGUGGCAUACUCGCGGACCAAAACGUGGAGAGCCACGGGGCUUUGCUUUUGUCCAGUUUAGCACCAAAGAGGAAGCGGAAUUGGCGAAGGAGAAGAUGCAUGGGAGAUUAGCUUGUGGCCGCCCAUUGGUUGUUCGUCUUGCCAGUGAGAAAUACCUGGAGGAAGCAGCACAAAAUUCUUGUAGAGCAGUAGGUGAGAUGAAGAAAACAAGCACUGCUGGUGGCACUUCUGGGCAGAUGAGUCGGAAUGCUAAGAUAGCUGCAAUAAAGAACAAAUUGAGAACCUUGGAAGAAGAGGGCUCUAGUGUGAAGAAGCAGAAACAAUCUGGCAGCAUAUUGGGUAACAGUCGUCUUGACCGUUUAUCAGGGGAAAGAUGAUGGGCAGGUUUGCUGAGAAAACACGAGUUGGAAGUUUGUUCACAAUUCCAUUUAAGACUGAUCAAGCGCAAUACAUUAUGCCUAAUUUCAGGAGUACAAUGGCGUUGAUGUGCAACUUAUAUGAUCAUUCUUUAGCCUGAUUUUCAUGUCCUCGAGUUUAUUCUAAACAUUUUGGGCUUAUUUGUAGCCUACCUAUUGGGCUUGGGACUCAUAGUUAGAUUGACUUGUUGACCACAGUUUGGAUUACGAAAUUCUGUGGCAUGCUAUUAUCAAUGGCAGGAGUUCAAUAUGAUUUUCUUGUUUA
Molecule: messenger RNA, 1060 nt
Organism: Ricinus communis (castor bean)
Lineage: Eukaryota; Viridiplantae; Streptophyta; Magnoliopsida; Malpighiales; Euphorbiaceae
Product: probable RNA-binding protein 18
Exons: 5
Coding region: 247-756 (169 amino acids)
Molecular function (GO): RNA binding
Source: RefSeq, a predicted model, not a curated record